AUUCAUUUAAAUGUUAUACAAAUGUUAAAAGCAGUUUGAAUAUGUGUUAUAUGUAUAUUGUUUUAUUUGAAAUAUAAUGUGUCUGUGAAAACAGUAAGUACCAGCAUUUAUGGGGUUAAUACAGAUGGGUCGGAAUGUCACAUCGGACGUGUUUUGGGGAGAGAGAGAGAGAGAGGAGAGAGAGGAGAGAGAGAGAGAGCAGCGGUGAGCGAAGACACGUGAAGCGUGUUGGUAAACCGUAGCGAAAAAAGAGAUUGUUAAGUAAAUGUUUGUUACAAAGUUCGAGGAGGUGUUCAACCCGGACUCUCCAGCGGACCAAGUAGUGACUUUGCUGUGCGUGUGAGUGAACUACUCAUCCCGUGAGGACGACGGGGAGCUAGCAGCUAACGCAGCAGCUAGUAGCUCGCAGUGACUGUGCCAAGUUAGCAGCAAGCUACCUGUGCGGCAGAGGCUGCGGGAGAGGAACGUGGAGCUGCAGACGACGCGCGAGCACCGCGACAUCGGGAGUGGCUGGACUACGUUUCCUUCAGAUGGCUUUUCUCCUCAACUCAUCUCUUCUCCGGUCAUCAGCCCAUUUGUGUGUGUACAACAUUGAUCAGUAAGGUACCUUUUUUUCUUUUCUGUGGCCCGGAAAGGAUGAAGCAGCCAUUUCGUUUGAGGCUUCAACGAACCCAAGCUUCACCCAGGCCUGCACCGAUUCUCUAAAGGGGUACCCCAUUAUAUUUGAGUGCCGGUUUUAGUCAAAAGGUGUGUGGGCCCACAAAUUGUGUUUUUGAUAUUUGCUCUUACUUGUGGUACAGUGUUUGUUACUGUGUUUACCUGGAAAAGGGUGUUUUCAGUUACGUUAUUAUUCUCCUUCAAAUAAGAGGGGUAUUUCAGUUAUUGUGUUUCCUGUAAGAAAGGGACUAUUUAUUUACAGUGUUGACCUUGAAAAAGAGGGAUUUUAUUUUGAUGGUUUGAGAAAAGAAAAGAACAUUCAUAUAUAUUUUAUUUUCAUAUUGCAUUAAUCAUUUCAUUGUUAAGUAAAUAAUUGAGAAGUUAUUUUUCUAAAAUCUUGUGUUGUGCAUUCUGUUGCUUACCUUUUAAGUGGGAUUCAUCUGUGGUAUUUAAAAUCUUUAUUAAAGGUAUAAGUUAAAGGUGGUUAGUUAGAAGUAGUUAAUGUGUGUAAUUCAAAAAGAGAUCCAAACCAAAUAUUAACACUGAGUUAAUCAGGGUUAAGAAUUGUAACAAAUAUAUUAGAAGAGCCCAAAAGCCCUGUCCUCAUCUCUAAGAUUACCGAGGGGAGCGCUACAUAAAAUGGAGGCACCGCUGGGAUAGUUUGGAUUUCUCAGUUUAAGGAAAAAUUAAAGCCUAAAGAGUUAAAGCAACUAACUAAAGUGCUAACCUAAUUUAUAAACAGCAUUAACAUGGACAAAACAGAACUAGUGUCAGAGUUAAAACGCUGGUGCCGUGGUGAGGGUUUGGAUGAGACUCAUGCCCUUAUGACCAUCGUCCCAGAAGAUGUAGAGAUCAGUGACGUGGAAGAAACACUGGAAACUAUCAAGUCUUUGGGACGGGUGCGUGUCCGUGGGAGAAACUUCAGUGCAAGUCUAAACCGACGGAUGGUUUUGUGUGAGUGCAAAGAGACUGUGAAUGAGGAGAGUGUUCCUCCUGAAAUUGUGGCAAUUGAUGGUGGAGAGGCAUGGUCUAUUAUCAUCAUUGGAAAGGCACAGGCAGCUGCUGAAGAGUUUAAUAGUAAACUGAAAGGGUUGCUGCAGGCUGAAGGGAAAACAAUGGAGGACCUCAAAUCAUUAUUCCCCAGUACACCCCUGCCCUCUAGUUCCACUGAAUCCAUCCUGGCUGCUGUUGGAGAUCUGUUGGACAAGACGACAAAACCAGCUGAUGGUGGAAGUUAUGGUCGACUACGCAUGUUCUCAGGAGCCCUACCAACGCUGCCAGGUGAGGAACCAUUUGACCAUUGGCUAGAGCAGGCAUGGCUUAUGGUGGAAGAGACUGAAUGCUCUGACAGAGAAAAAAGACGCAGACUUAUUGGAAGUUUAAAGGGGCCCGCACUAGAAAUUGUGAAAGCAGUGCGGCACACCAAUCCUGACGCCAGCCCAAAAGAGUGCUUGGAAGCCCUUGAAAGUGCUUUUGGAAGCGCUGAGUCUGGUGAUGAUCUCUACUUUGCUUUUCGGUUGAUGCAACAGCAAAAAGGAGAGAAACUAUCAGAUUUCCUUCGACGUCUAGAGAGGUCUUUAGCUAAGGUGAUUCAACGAGGUGGUCUUCCGGCUAGCUGCAUGAAUCGAGCCCGACUGGAGCAACUGCUAAGGGGUGCUAUUGCUUCCGACCUGAUGUUAAUCCAGCUACGCUUGAGAGAAAGGAAGGCUUCACCUCCAAACUUUCUACAACUUUUGACUGAGAUUCGUGCUGAGGAAGAGUAUGAAACUUCUAGGAAGAAGCUUAGCGCCUCAGUACACCAAGUGCAUGCUAAUCAAGAAGUGGAUAUAAGGCAAGCUGAGCUGCAGAGUUUAAAGGCGGAAAUUAAGGAACUGAAGUCAUUAGUGGCAUCAGUUGUGACUCAAUCCACUCCAGUCAAGGAAGAUAACAGGGAGGCUACAUGCAUAAGUGCACUGCCUGGCCCAGAGAACCGGCAAGACGCCGAGCUGGCUGCCUUGAAAAAACAAUUGAAACGACUAAAGCAGAAAACUAGUAACAAGAUGACUGAGCAAGACGCUGCAGUUUCAACCAUGGAGGCUUCAAAACAGGUCUCCAACUCUUCCAAAGGAGCACCAAAAAAGUCAGAGGAGAAUUUCUGCUAUAGGUGUGGUGAGAGUGGACAUUUUGCUACUAAAUGCCACAACCCUGAAAAUCAAGCCAAGGUCAUCAGAAAGCUAAUUCAUGCUCUAAAGAUGACAAAAGACAAACAGCAGUCUGAUGGUUCCACUGCUAGUAAAGUAAACUGUGGGGUCAGGAAAAGUGCUGUUACCUCAACGGAGCCGGCUGGCAUACCUGAAGGCUUGAUUGGUCCACCCAGCAUAGUACCUGUGAAAGUAAAUGGACAUUGCUGUGAUGCCUUGUUUGAUAGUGGCUCGCAAGUCACCAUUAUCUUUGAGUCUUGGUAUGAAACUUACCUGUCUGAUGUUCCCAUACGCGCCGUGUCUGGUUUAGCCCUGUGGGGACUAAGUGAAUCCAAGGGCAGUUAUCCCUACCGUGGGUACAUAGUUGUCGACAUUGAAUAUCCAGCAAAGGUUGCGGGUGCCGACCAGACUGUCUGCCCCCAGCCCCAAACUGCAGACCAGACUCCUGUCAUUGUAGGGACUAAUGCCAGCCACAUCCAACGUCUUGUGCAGCAAUGUAAGGACAACGGCAUUGACGUCACACAGACACUGGGAAUGCAGUGUUUCAGAGAUACCAAUCUAACAUCGACUAACACAGCCACAGCCCUGGAAGAGAAAGAUGAGAUUGGUGUGUCAUGGCAAGGCCCUGGCCCACUGACUCUGCCCCCUGGUGGUGACUGUAGUGCAGUCUGUAAAGUAAGGUACAAGCACCCUGUCGACAAAGAAAUCCUGAUGGUUGACUCGUCUCCUCUAACUCCACUUCCAGCUGGUGUGCUACUUCAGCCAAUGGUGGUGCUCAGUGAAGAAGUGAAUGUCAGCCAUUUCAGAAUCUUGGUCCAAAAUGAGUCCUUGACAGAGACUGUCAUACCCGUGGGAACAGUUAUCGGGCAUAUGUAUCUGACAGAUGCAGUUACUCACCUAUCUCCGUCCAAGACAGCUGACACAAAGUUCGAUCCGAGCCUGAUCAACUUUGGGGACUCACCUGUCUCAGAGGAGUGGAAACAGAGACUCCGUCAGAAGCUAUCCGCAAGGUCCCAGGUUUUCUCGCUUCACGAAUGGGAUGUCGGAUUAGCAAAGAGUGUAGAGCACACAAUCCGGAUGUCGGAUGCACGGCCGUUCAGGGAGCGCUCUCGUCGCCUUGCUCCAGCUGACCUGGAGGACGUGAGAAAACAUCUCCAAGAACUACUGCGUGCGGGGAUCAUUAAAGAGUCUCGUAGUCCGUAUGCAUCCCCAAUUGUGAUUGUUCGCAAAAAGAGUGGAGCCGUGAGAAUGUGUAUUGACUACCGAUUGUUAAACAGCCGAACAAUUCCUGAUCAGUAUACCACACCGUGUAUUGAUGAUGUGUUGGAUUCGAUGACCGGAAGCAAGUGGUUCUCUGUUCUUGAUCUGCGGAGCGGUUAUUAUCAAAUCGCUAUGGCUGAGGAAGAUAAGGAAAAGACAGCCUUCAUCUGCCCACUUGGGUUUUUCCAAUUUGAGAGGAUGCCACAGGGAAUAACUGGAGCCCCAGCCACCUUCCAGAGAUUAAUGGAGAAGGCUGUGGGUGACAUGAACCUCCUCGAAGUCCUUGUCUACCUCGAUGACCUGAUCGUAUUUGGCCGAACUUUAGAAGAGCAUGAAGUGAGACUUCUUAAAGUUCUUGAUCGUCUGGCAGAGGUUGGGUUAAAAAUUUCUUUCGACAAAUGUCAGUUCUGCCUCCCGAAGGUAAAGUACCUUGGACAUAUUGUGUCGGCCAAUGGAGUAUCACCAGACCCCUCCAAGAUAGAGGCAGUUACCACUUGGCCACAGCCUAUAAACCUGAAGGCUCUUCAAUCCUUUUUGGGAUUUUGUGGAUAUUACCGCCGUUUCAUCGCCAAUUAUGCAGCCAUUGUCAGGCCAUUGUCUGAGCUCACUAAAGGCUACGCUCCAACCCAGAGGGGCAAGAAGACUGAGAAAGACAACACGAAGUCUUACCUCAAAGAGUCCGAACCUUUUGGUGAGCGAUGGGACCAGUCCUGCACUGAGGCUUUCCAUGAGAUUAUCUUCUGCCUUACCCAUGCACCUGUGUUGGCCUGUGCAGAUCCCAACAAGCCAUACAUCCUGCAUGUAGAUGCCAGCCUGAAAGGGCUUGGUGCUGUCCUAUAUCAGGAACACAGUGAGGGUCUGAGACCAGUCGCCUUCGCCAGCAGGAAGCUAAAGGCAUCGGAGAGGAAUUAUCCCGUGCACCAGCUAGAGUUCCUUGCCCUUAAGUGGGCGGUUGUGGAUAAAUUCCAUGAUUAUUUGUAUGGGGUCAGAUUCACUGUACGUACGGACAACAAUCCGCUCACGUAUGUGCUGUCGACCGCCAAGCUCAGUGCUGUGGGGCACAGAUGGCUCUCUGCCUUAUCCACCUACAACUUUGAUGUCCAGUACCGACCAGGCAGACAUAACAUAGACGCAGACCUGCUCUCAAGGAUUAUGCCUGAUGAGAGUUCAGAGGAAUGGACAACCAUACCACAGUCUGGUGUGAGAUCCAUCUGCAAACGAAUCUGCAUUCCUGGUACGGCAGGCAGUCCACUGAGGUAUGUAGAUCAGUUGGGAGCUUCUCCUGAAUGUGUGCCCGAUGUUUUUGCCUUCCCGUCUCACCUGGAGCUGAAAUCAUUGGGACAGAUGUCCAAGCAGGAGCUGAUAGAUGCUCAGGAGAAUGAUGCAGCUAUCCGAACUGCUAUCCAAGGUGUUACACAUGGAAAAUGGUCAGAAGGAAAUGGAUCCAGCCCAGAGAGUUUUCGUUUUCAAAAAGAGAUGGGGAAGCUGAUGAUGAAGAAUGGGCUACUCCAUCGUUUAAGCAAGCGGUCCUCCGGAGAAGAACUGGCUCAACUUGUUUUGCCAAGCGGGUUCAAAGAACUGGUGUUGAAGGCCACGCACGAUGAUCUAGGACACCUUGGUAUUGAAAGAACUACGGACUUGUUGAGGAGCCGAUUCUUUUGGCCCAAGCUUGCAUGCGAUGUUGAGCAGUACAUAAAGAACUGUGGAGAGUGUAUCACUCGGAAGAUCCCUUGUCAUAGGGCAGCACCCCUACAUCAUAUUUCGAGCAGUGGACCAAUGGACCUUGUGUGCAUUGAUUUUCUUUCUUUGGAGCCAGAUUCUACAGGCAUUGGAAAUGUUUUGGUUGUCACGGAUCAUUUCACCCGAUACGCCCAGGCUUUUCCUUCCCGAAAUCAGAAGGCACAGUCAGUGGCAAAGAUCCUGGUGGACAAGUAUUUCCUGCAUUAUGGUCUGCCAGCAAGAAUCCAUUCAGACCAAGGGAGAGACUUUGAAAGCCAGUUAAUCAAAGAGCUUUUGAAGAUGAUGGGGAUCCGGAAAUCACGAACCACUCCUUACCACCCGCAAGGAGAUCCGCAGCCCGAGAGAUUUAACAGAACUCUUCUUUCCAUGCUUGGGACCCUGGGGUGUGAGAGGAAAAAGCAGUGGAGCAAACAUAUUGGCUACCUGGUUCACGCCUACAACAGUACCAAAUGUGACGCUACAGGGUACUCACCCUAUUUUUUGAUGUUUGGCCGAGAAGCAAGGCUUCCUAUAGACUUGUGCUUUGGGACCUCUCCUGAUGGCAAAGCUGAUGGUUGCCAUUCCCGCUAUGUAGCCAAGCUGAAAGACGACUUGCAGAGCGCCUACAAGCUCGCUUCCGACGAGGCCUACAAGACACAUCAGAGGAAUAAAAGAUCCUAUGACAAGAGAGUGGGAUUCCAAAACCUGGAUAUCGGUGACAGAGUGUUACUGAGCAAUCUAGGACUGAAAGGAAAACAUAAAUUGGAGAGUCGUUGGAGUCCUAUCCCUUACGUGGUUCUAGGAAAGAUGCCAAACCUUCCACUGUACAAAGUGAAACCAGAGAAUGGAAGAGGAGGAGUCAAAACUCUCCAUCGUGAUCAUCUCCUUCCAAUUGGACAGUUUGUAAGAAUGCCGACAACUGAGGUUGAGGACAAGUCACAGGUCAAAACAAGAGCAAAAACAAGAGCUGAGACACAAAAGAGAUCAAAGAAAGUCUUACCUGAAGUACAGGAAGUUCUUCAAGAGAUGCAAGAGUUCACAGAUUCCUCUUCGGAGGGGGAAUAUUAUGGACCUCAAAAACCCUACAGUACUUACCUGGAAGAAAUCCUGAAAAAGGAAAGAGGUAUUGCUGGGCAGUCAAAUCUCAUCCAAAAUGAUGGUGAUGUUUCUCAACAGUCAGAUGGAGAUCCUGCUGAGGACGACUUGUUGGAGGAAGAAAGUGAAGAGGGGGAACACAACAGUGUGGGAGAAGAGGAUGGAGAUGAAGGUUCAGUUCCUGAGGAAGAAAGUGAUCCAGAGUCUGAUAACCCUUGCCACGAUGAGUGUCCAGAGACAGUCACUAAAGCUAAAGUUAUUUGCAAACCGGAAAUCAGUCAAAAAAGAAUAGUGAAACCAGUCAUCAGGUUAACUUAUGAUGAACCUGGUAAGGCAAAAGAUCAGCCUCUCACUAUUGUACAUAGAGGAGUUGUCAUUCAGAUUGGCAAGAGUUAA
Messenger RNA from Solea solea (common sole), 7307 nucleotides. RefSeq lists its product as uncharacterized. The coding region runs from base 1407 to 7307 and encodes 1966 amino acids. Gene Ontology annotation, biological process: proteolysis; DNA integration. Lineage: Eukaryota; Metazoa; Chordata; Actinopteri; Pleuronectiformes; Soleidae. Gene Ontology annotation, molecular function: nucleic acid binding; zinc ion binding; aspartic-type endopeptidase activity. The record is from RefSeq and is a predicted model, not a curated record. The transcript has a single exon.